AUGGAAGACACGCUGCCCCUGGCUGGGCACAGUCUGGCAAUCUUCGUGACGGCGGCGGUGAUGGUGGGCCUGUCCAUCAUCGCCGUCUUCCUGCGAUGCUUUGUCCGGGUCUACAUUGUGCGCGCGUUUGGCUGGGACGAUGCGUUGAUGUUGAUAGCGCUGGCGCUAUUCAUCGCGUUGUGUGCACUGUGCAUGCUUGCCUCUGCUGCGGGCGUUGGACACAAGAUAGCUGAUUUCACAAGUAUUUCCCAGCUACAGAGGGCGUUAAAGUUAUGGUGGCUCGGUCAAAUGCUGUACCUCUGGGCCUCUGCCGUCUCGAAGAUCGCCAUCGCCCUCGCCCUCCUUCGCCUCGCCGUUCGUCGUCUGCACCGUUUCACGCUCUGGGCCGUCUGCGUGGUGAUUGUGAUUAUUGGGCUGGUCUUCUGGCUGGUUCUGCUCUUCAACUGUUGGCCCGUCGAGUACUUCUGGGAGAGGACAAACAUCUUCAAGAACGGGAAAUGCAUAUCCACGGAUGUCUUGCUCAUCAUCGCGUACUGCUAUAGUUCGCUGACGAUUGUCUGCGACGUUACGCUUGGAAUUCUCCCCGCAUGUUUGAUCUGGGGUCUACAAAUGAGUCGGCGGACGAAGCUUGCGUUGGUGGGAGUCCUCAGCUUGGGUGCAAUUGCGAGUGUCGCUGUUGUCAUUCGACUGCCGUAUCUCAAGAACUACUCCGACACUGACUUCCUCUACUCGACCUACCAAAUCGCCGUCUGGUCGGUCGUAGAAACCGGACUCGCCAUCAUCGCCGGCAGUCUCAUCACUCUCCGCCCCUUAUUCCGCUGGUUCCUCGACGGUGGUUCCUCCUACAAAGAGCACCGCACCCCUGGCCGAAAGACGACCCGGAAAUACGCCCUGUCGACCCUGACUGCCAAUGCCUCGAUGCCCGGCACCGAAGACCCGAAGUACUGGCGACCCGACCUGAGCGACAAUGGAAACACCAUCGUAACCUCGAUCACAGCGCCGCUCGGACGGAGUUUCAACGACAACAGCACGGUCGCGCUGAGUCCUAUGCUGCCGCCGCUGAGAAAGGGCUCGGUCAGCGUGCACCAGACCUUCAAUGUAUCGAACAACACGCAGUUGAGCCCCGCUGCGCCAUUUAAUUUUGGAUUCCCGGGCCAGUACAGUCCGGCCCCGGUGCAGGCCCCGGCUCAAGCGGCACCAGCACCGCCGUGGAACGCGCGGCCCAAUGGGUUCAGUCCGGGCGUCGGCCACUGGAUGCCCGCGGGCUACGACGCCCACCACAAAUGGCUGGGCGGCGUCAUCGCCCACGUCGACAGCAAGAAGGACAACGAGCUGCAUCCUGUCCUGAAAGAGUUCCAGCACCUCAUCGAAUCAAACACCCGCGUCUACAUGCUCAUGUCCGCCAUGUUCUCCGAGAUCCCCAAGAACCGCCACUACUGCAAGGACCCAACCGGCUGCUCCCAGAUCCGCGAUUACCCACACAUGCUGCAGGUUCUUAACCAUCUCCUGACUACUGCCCCCUCGUGGAACGACUUCUCGCUGAAAGUCGGCCUCGUCGGCCUGCCCAUCAACGCCGUCCUCGAUUGGUCGAUGGGCACGCCGAGCGGGUACGCCGCGUACCUGGACCCCGACGUCAACGCCAUGCUCAAGAAGGUCCUCGACGCCUGGGGCGAGUAUCUGACCUCACCAGAAUCAGCGAGUGUCCUGGACGAGUCCGAAUACGGCUGGUUCGGGAAGACGGGAAAAGAAAACCUCGAGCACGUCGCCAAUAUCCCACUGAGCACAAACCACUCCUUCGAGGAGCUCUUCGUCUGCGACCCCGCCGCCAAAUACCACGGCUACAAGUCCUGGGACGACUUCUUCACCCGUCUCUUCCGACCAGGAAUCCGCCCCGUCGCCUCACCCGACGACGACGCCGUCAUCGCCAACGCCUGCGAGUCCCAGCCGUACAAGGUCGCCCGCCAUGUCAAAGCCAAGGACUCGUUCUGGAUCAAGGGCCAGCCGUACAGCAUGUACGACAUGCUCUCGCAUGACCCCGUCGCGCCGCAGUUCGAGGGCGGCACCGUCUACCAGGCGUUCCUGAGCGCCCUGAGCUACCACCGCUGGCACGCGCCCGUGAGCGGGAAGAUCGUCAAGGCGUAUGUCGUCCCGGGGACGUACUACUCCGAGCCCCUCUUCUCGGGCCUCGUCAAUGAGCAAGGCGAGAAGAGCCAGGAUGGCAUCGACCCCGGCGGCGAGGUCACGACGCAGGAGUACCUGAGCUGUGUUGCGACGAGGGCGAUUAUCCUCAUCCAGUGCGAUAACCCUGCGAUUGGGCUCAUGGCGUUCCUGGGGAUUGGGAUGUGUGAAGUUUCGACGUGUGAUAUUACCGUUAAGGAGGGGCAGCAUGUGAAGAAGGGCGAUCAGUUGGGUAUGUUUCAUUUUGGGGGGAGUACGCAUUGUUUGCUUUUUAGGAAGGGCGUGCAGGUUCACGAUUUGCCGUCGCCGGAUCUGGGGCGUAAUGUUGCUGUUUGUAGUCGGCUUGGUGUUGUCAAGGCUUAG
This is a messenger RNA of Aspergillus mulundensis, 2541 nucleotides long. RefSeq names its product phosphatidylserine decarboxylase family protein. The coding region runs from base 1 to 2541 and encodes 846 amino acids. The record is from RefSeq and is a predicted model, not a curated record. Gene Ontology annotation, biological process: phospholipid biosynthetic process. Lineage: Eukaryota; Fungi; Ascomycota; Eurotiomycetes; Eurotiales; Aspergillaceae. Gene Ontology annotation, molecular function: phosphatidylserine decarboxylase activity. The transcript has 6 exons.